GCGACAACGGUACAAUGAUCGAAAGAAUAAAACGCUAGGAAGUACUGCAAGAUUGUUGCAAUUCAUAUGAAGAUUUUCUACACUUCACUUGAGAGUCAUCUUAUCAUUCUUGAUGAAUGAGGUUAUGCGGCAUGGGAGGACACAUAGCAUAUGAUUAUGCGCGAGGAAUAACGUUAACUUACCCAGGACGGUUGAUUUCCUCAGAAAAUAGCUUAGCUGCAGCAGCUCUCAGUGUGUAACAACUGUCAAAAUAAGAUGACCGUAUUGAACUAUUUAACUCACUGUGUGUAGAUUCAACUUAUGUAGAACGCAUCUUGAAAGAUUGAUCUUUGACGCGGUUUUAACGUGUAUGUUUGUAUUCAAACUUCUACUCACAAACUUCCGGAUCUUUGCAGUAACGUUAGUCUUCAGGAAAGCCCCAGUCUGUCGUGGUCUCCUUGUGUGAGACUGUCAUCAUGGCCUCAGCCAAGCUGAAGUACCUCUCUCUGGGGAUCCUGGUGUUCCAGACCACGUCCCUGGUGCUCACCAUGCGUUACUCGCGCACCUUGCAAGGUGACGGGCCACGUUACCUGGCCUCCUCUGCUGUGGUGGUGGCAGAGUUCCUCAAGAUCCUCACCUGUGUGGGGCUUGUCUUCAAAGAUCAUAGUUACAGUGGCCGAGCGCUAAGCAGUAUUUUGAGACAAGAGAUUCUACAUAAGCCUAUAGAGACGCUGAAGCUGGCGAUUCCUUCAGGGAUCUACACGCUACAGAAUAACCUGCUUUACGUAGCACUGUCCAACCUUGAUGCGGCUACCUACCAGGUGACAUACCAGUUGAAAAUCCUGACCACUGCCCUGUUUUCAGUUUCUAUGCUGGGCCGCAGGCUCGGGGUAUACCAGUGGUUGUCUCUGCUGAUCCUUAUGGCUGGCAUUGCACUUAUACAAUGGCCAGCAGACUCCCCGUCAGACCCGCAGAAAGAGCAGCUGACUCCUGGCUCACAGUUUGUCGGGCUGGUGGCCGUGUUGGUGGCCUGUUGCUCUAGUGGGUUUGCUGGUGUCUACUUUGAGAAGAUCCUUAAAGAGACCAAGCAGAGUGUUUGGAUCCGAAACAUCCAGCUAGGCAUGUUUGGCCUGGUUUUUGGGAUCUUCGGGAUGUUGGCCUACGAUGGUGACAGAGUCCAAGAACACGGAAUGUUUCAGGGCUACAACACGCUGACCUGGAUUGUGGUCGCUCUCCAAGCUCUUGGAGGGCUCGUGGUAGCUGCUGUCAUCAAGUAUGCUGACAACAUACUGAAAGGCUUUGCUACAUCACUCUCAAUUAUCCUCUCCACAUUCAUUUCAUAUUUCUGGCUUGAGGAUUUUGAGCCUACCAGUGUGUUCUUCCUGGGCACAGUAAUGGUCAUAAUGGCGACGUUUCUCUAUGGAUAUGAGAGCAAGCCGGCACCCAACCCAAGCAGGGCAUGAAAAGUGGAUGGAUGAGGUUAAAGAGGAGUGGAACAAAACGAUGAAAUGAGUGGAACGACAGAGAGGAGAAGAGGAGAGAAGGCGUAGAGAGCGGAAAACAGGAUUGAUACAAGGUUGGAUAACAGGCUGGGCCACUGCUGUGCAGUGCUGAGCUGAAGCACACUGGGAGAAAUGCUCCGCAUCUCUGGUUUCAGUAAAACUCACGGUUUAAGUGAAAAACAUUAGUCGGCGCUACAUUAAACCACUUCAUAAUGUAUCGUUUUCAAAUGGCACAAAACUUGUUCGGCUUUUCUUGGCCAUUUAAUAUUUGUUCAUCUUCAAGGGUUAAUGACCGCUUUUAAUUCGCAACAGUGGCCUUCAGUAACUCGCCACAAAUGAAACUUGAAUCUUGCAGAAACUCUGCAAUGGAUGCUACUAAGGGGGUCUUUGCAUCACUGUAUUUUUGUGUCAUUAUUCAAACCGCAAAUCCUAAAAAAAUAUUUUAUGCUAUUUUAAUUGACUGAGUUGCUGGCUUAGUUUCUGUGCUGUAAAGAUUAAGGAAUUAUGGGAUCUUUUGUGAACAGAAUGUAAACUUUUGAUAUUAUUAUAAUGAAAAUGAUAACAAUACUUAAGACGAUGCCAGCCAGUCAGUUGAUUAUUUUUCAGAUUACCUCUGUCACCAGGCUACAAAGAAUACUUGUGUUACUUGACUAUAUAUGCAAGGAAGUGCUUUUUUAGUGACUUUGCACUAUGUGUGAAGCUAUAUUAGUACAUGCUGAAGAGUAAUAAUAAAUCAGGUGUGUGUAUGUGUAUAUAUAUAAUUUUUUUUUAUAACAAUACACACAUUUCCACAAGGGCAGCACAAAAUUGAAGAGAAAAGGCUUUGCAUUUUUUCAAAAGGUGUAAAAACAAUGCAUGCAGUCACAGCUUGAAAACGGUAAAAAGGGCAAAUAGAUUUUACAGUCAGGAAAACUCGAGCUGCCCCAGUCCUUCUGAACACACUGUGAACCUCGAAAUCAAUAAACUCUACGGUGACCUGUGAAGACCA
Messenger RNA from Carassius gibelio (silver crucian carp), 2469 nucleotides. RefSeq names its product UDP-N-acetylglucosamine transporter-like. Gene Ontology annotation, cellular component: Golgi membrane. The transcript has 8 exons. Gene Ontology annotation, molecular function: UDP-galactose transmembrane transporter activity. Gene Ontology annotation, biological process: pyrimidine nucleotide-sugar transmembrane transport. The record is from RefSeq and is a predicted model, not a curated record. The coding region runs from base 456 to 1442 and encodes 328 amino acids. Lineage: Eukaryota; Metazoa; Chordata; Actinopteri; Cypriniformes; Cyprinidae.